ACAUCAUCCAGGCGAAAAACACAAAAUAGUGAUUUUCCAUCCGAAGAUGUAGAUCAAAUUAAUUAUAAGAAUUCUGAUGCGGAAUCGCAGAAUUUAAUUGUAAUAACUAUUAACAGUGAAACUAACGAAAAUAAAUUAUUAUUUUGCUAUUAUACAAACUGGGCAAAAUACAGGACAGGAGGGUUCGAAUUUAAUGACAAAGAUAUUGCAAACCUUUGUACUCAUAUAAUAUACGCAUUUUGCAACAUUGAUGCAAACAAUCUCACUCCUAUUUCUAAUGACCCUUGGUCUGAUUUGCCUGAGGGUAUAUUUGUUAAAAAUAUAGUAGGUAAAUAUAACGAUUAUCAUCGUAUCACUUCUCUUAAAAGUUUGAAUCCAAAUUUAAAAGUCUUGCUUUCUGUUGGAGGGUACCAAAGACUGUUAAAUGAAUUUUCAAUUGUAUCAAGCAGUGAAUCCAAUGCCGAGAUAUUCGCAAGAAACACCAAAAAUUUUUUAAAAAAACACAAUUUUGACGGAUUUGACAUUGACUGGGAAUAUCCUCAAAAUCAAAAACAAGCGUACAACCGACUGUUAAAAGCAAUGAGCACAGAGUUUCGAAAAGGCCCGAAAACAUAUAUGUUGACAGCAGCUGUCUCAGCAGGAGUUUCCAAGAUUCAGGCUUCCUAUGAGAUAAAAGAAAUAUCCAAGUUAAGCAUUUGCAAUCUUACAAUUAGAUACCUUGAUUACAUCAAUUUGAUGACUUACGAUUUCUACGGGCAGUUUUCAACUACUGUGGGCCAUCACUCUGGAUUAUAUGGAAUAAGUGAUACUGACACAUUAAACAUUGAUUAUGUUGUCAGAUAUUGGGCCGAAAAUGGUGCGCCAAAGUCAAAAAUGAUUAUUGGGUCACCCAUCUACGGACAAGGAUUCAAAACUGCCACAAAAAAUCCAAAAAUUGGGGAUAGAAUUGUUGGCGGAACUCCUGCAGGGUCGAUAACACAACAAUCAGGAAUUCUAGCAUAUAUUGAAGUACUUUCUAUUCUAUAA
Octopus sinensis (East Asian common octopus) is the source of this 1026-nucleotide messenger RNA. Its product is annotated as chitinase-3-like protein 1. Lineage: Eukaryota; Metazoa; Mollusca; Cephalopoda; Octopoda; Octopodidae. The annotation marks the transcript as partial. Gene Ontology annotation, biological process: carbohydrate metabolic process; chitin catabolic process. Gene Ontology annotation, cellular component: extracellular region. The record is from RefSeq and is a predicted model, not a curated record. The transcript has 3 exons. Gene Ontology annotation, molecular function: chitin binding; chitinase activity.